This is a messenger RNA of Theobroma cacao (cacao), 685 nucleotides long. Its product is annotated as Ribosomal L27e protein family. The record is from RefSeq and is a predicted model, not a curated record. Gene Ontology annotation, biological process: translation. Gene Ontology annotation, molecular function: structural constituent of ribosome. Gene Ontology annotation, cellular component: ribosome. NCBI's taxonomy places the organism in Eukaryota, Viridiplantae, Streptophyta, Magnoliopsida, Malvales, Malvaceae.
GCGCAUUUUCAUUUUUCUAUCUUCCUCGACCUAGGGUUUUUGGGAGGAGAGAAUCAGAGCCGCUGCAGCCGCCGUCACCAUGGUGAAGUUUCUUAAACCCAACAAGGCCGUCAUCGUCCUCCAAGGCAGAUAUGCCGGACGCAAAGCCGUGAUCGUGAAAUCCUUCGACGACGGCACACGUGAACGCGCAUACGGCCACUGUUUGGUUGCAGGGGUAAAGAAGUACCCAAGCAAGGUUAUUCGAAAGGACUCCGCCAAGAAAACAGCCAAGAAGUCACGCGUCAAGUGCUUCAUCAAGCUCGUGAAUUACCAGCAUCUGAUGCCCACGCGUUACACCCUCGACGUGGACUUGAAAGACGUGGUCACCGUCGAUGCUCUUCAGACAAAGGACAAGAAAGUGGCUGCCUGCAAGGCAACUAAGGAGAGGUUUGAAGAGAGGUUCAAGACUGGAAAGAACAGGUGGUUCUUUACUAAGCUUAGGUUUUAAGGGUUUUGUUGGUGUUGUCGCUUUUGAGUUAUUAUAUUGUCAUUUUGAAGAAAAGAAGUUUGAGUUUUAUCUAGUGUCUUGAACAUUUUGGAUUUGAAUCUGUUCGGAUGAGAUUUUUCUGGGUUCUUAUUUUAGUUAUAUUUUGAUACGUGAUCUGCUCAUUUCUGUCAGAAAUUUAUGUUUUUGAACCUUUCUGCA